Molecule: messenger RNA, 1614 nt
Organism: Talaromyces amestolkiae
Lineage: Eukaryota; Fungi; Ascomycota; Eurotiomycetes; Eurotiales; Trichocomaceae
Exons: 1
Coding region: 1-1614 (537 amino acids)
Biological process (GO): carbohydrate transport; transmembrane transport
Cellular component (GO): membrane
Molecular function (GO): carbohydrate:proton symporter activity
Source: RefSeq, a predicted model, not a curated record
AUGGCAGACCAGCUGAGCAAGUCCCCCUCUGCAACAGGCAAAUCUCUAGAUUAUACAGAAGAUGCCGUUUGGCAGGCCGAGCAAUCACAGCUAUACACGCGAACUCAACACGCGCUCGGCUUCUGGGAAGCUGUCAGACUGUAUAGGCCAGCCGUCCUGUGGUCCAUCGUGAUCAACGUCGCUGUCGUCCUCAAAGGCUUCGAUGGCGCUCUUGUUGGCAGUAUUGUCGGACUAGAACCCUUCAAGAGGCAAUUCGGCUACCUGUACAAUGACGAAUAUGUUGUGAGCGCCGCCUGGAACGGUGCGUUCAAUUAUGCCAACAGUAUCGGUGGUGUCGUUGGCGCGCUUCUUUCUGGUUGGGUGUACGACCGCUUCGGACCAAAGGUUACUCUCACUGCUUGUUCUGUGCUGUCCAUUGCCUAUAUCUUCAUGGAGUUUUUCGCUACAACACCUGUUGUUCUAUUCCUCGGCGAACUCUUCAACGGCACAGUUAUAGCUUUCUACCCGAUUAUCGCCUCUGCCUACAUUGGUGAAGUUUGCCCGCUCGUCCUCCGUGGCGUGGCAGGGUCAAUGGUGAAUCUCGGUUUCGUAGUGGGCCAACUAAUUGCUUCCGGCGAACUGAAGGGAACAAAUACACUUUCGUCGCAAUGGGCGUACCGCAUCCCCUACGCCUCGCAAUGGGCCCCGGCCUUGCUCAUCUUGGCCUUUGUGGUCUUCUGUCCCAACUCCCCCUGGUGGCUCACCCGUAAAGGCCAAAUCGAGGACGCAAAAGAAGCUCUCAUGCGCUUCACCUCCUCUUCAUCAAAAGUUGACAUCACGCCGACCCUUGCCAACAUCCAGCACACCCUUCGCCUCGAGGCAGAACUGACCAAACACCAUAACUACCUCGACUGUUUCCGUGGGCCUAAUCUCCGCCGGCUGAUAAUCGCCGUUAUGGUGUAUAGCAUCCAGCCGCUCUCUGGUCAAGUUCUGUACGUCAACUACGCCGUGCAAUUCUUUCAGCGUGCCGGACUGAACUCCUCGGACGCCUUCUCCAUGAACGUCGGCCUCACAGCGAUAGGAUUCAUAGGUACGAUUGUUUCGUGGCCGCUCAUUUCGAAACUCGGCCGUCGUCCCCUAUACAUCUGGGGCACACUCGCUAUCGCGCUGUUGUUGUUUUUAAUUGGCAUCCUCGACGUCAUUCCGCAAGCCCGCUCGAGCUCAGACAAUACAGCACCCAUCUGGGCACAAUGCUCUCUAAUCCUGGUCUGUCUGUUUACCUACGACAUAACAAUCGGGCCGGCAUGCUUCACUAUCCUAACCGAAAUCCCGUCUGUGCAAUUACGCGGAAUGACAAUCGGACUUGCGACGGUGAGCUGCCACAUCUGGAAUAUCAUCUUCGGGGUAAGCAUCCCGUAUGCGAUUGACCAAGACCAGGGCAAUUGGAGGGGGAAGGUGGGAUUCCUCUUUGCAGGGAUUGCGACUAUGUGUAGUGCAUGGUGUUGGCUAUGUUUGCCGGAGACGAGGGGAAGGACGUUUGAGGAAUUGGAUAUUCUGUUUGAGAAGGGGGUCGAUAGUAGACGUUUUGGCGAAUAUGUGCUGGGAGAUCAAGAGGGAGAGACCGUUCAUGUGUGA